Athene cunicularia (burrowing owl) is the source of this 3287-nucleotide messenger RNA. RefSeq names its product KIAA0753 ortholog. The coding region runs from base 358 to 2964 and encodes 868 amino acids. Gene Ontology annotation, biological process: protein localization to centrosome; centriole replication. Gene Ontology annotation, cellular component: centriolar satellite. The transcript has 17 exons. NCBI's taxonomy places the organism in Eukaryota, Metazoa, Chordata, Aves, Strigiformes, Strigidae. The record is from RefSeq and is a predicted model, not a curated record.
GGGCCGGGGUGCGGAGAGCGUCGUGACCGGCGGCGGUGGGGCGCGGCCCGGGGCGAGGUCGGUAGUUGAGUCGCGACAGACGGUUUGAACAGCGUCAUGCGCCGCAUCCCGCUCCCUUUCUAAGUCUCAGAGGCAGGGGAAGGAGAGGGAAGUUUCUGGCCGUCUCCACACACCGCUCUUAUUUUAAAUCCUUCUCUCUGAAGAACUUCAGGUCGAUCUGUUUUCCUGUGACACUGAUCCUCCCGAGCUCUGCCCGAGGCUGUCCUGCCGCUCCCUUACUGCUGCAGCGCACCAUUCCCUUUUGGUUGGAACUAAGAAAAGGACAAAUGUCCAGGUUUUGAGCGUCAAGCCAAUGUGAUGGGACCAAGCAACCCGACUAUGUCUGAUGCCACGUUUGCGUUCACUACCCAGCUGUACAGGAAUGAAGCAAAGUCUUUGCAAACACAGCAGCUCCAGUUUAAUAGAAAUGUGCCUGCAGUCCCAGAGAACUUGGCUCUCAGAUUCUCUAACCCCCGUCCAAUUAUAAUAGAAAAACUGAAGGCACCCAGUGAUCAGAAGAAUCUAGAUGGAAGUGAGGACCCCAGCAUAAGAAGCUCAGGCAUGUUUUCAGUGAUAUCUGAAGAGAGACUUAAGUUGGCUAUUCAGCUAGCCAAAAGGGACAUAAAACGAAGACAUCUUGAAGAGCAAGUGAAACGGCAAGUGUUUGGAGAUGCUGUCAAUAAACCAUUGUUGGCACAGAAGUCACAACAGCAGAAGACUGAAGUAUUUGUAAGUCCGGAAAAUAAAAAUGCACUGAAGUCUCAAACUUGCUUGAAAUAUCAGCAGAAACUCGGUCAGCCUUCCAAAGUGGAGACUACCACCUCUGGUGCUACAGUUUAUCUCUACACACCAAAUAAGGGGAAGCUAAGACCAGCUGGUUUUGACUCUCCACCCACCCAUGACAUAGAACCUCACCCCAAGCCAAAUGUAAAUAAAAAAGAAGAUAAAAGUAUGCAGGAAGUCCGACGGCUGCAAAAGGAAUUGAGAAGCUAUGUCCAGAAAAUUGAAGAACUGACAAAAAAAGGGAGAGAGAAAGAAAUUUUAGAUCCUGAUAAAGAGCAACAAGUUUACAGUAGGAGACAGAAACAAGCUGCCCGGUCAGCUCGGAUGCUGUAUGUACUCCAACAACAGGUAAAAGAAAUACAGGAUGAUUUAGAGAAACUGAGUCCUCAUAAAAUCAAACAUACUAAAAAGUCCCGAGCAGUAUCCCGGCUGGCGGCAGCACACAGAGGAGCUGUACGAGCCUUGCAGGCGUUUGCCAGUCACUUUACAGACCAGACAGGGCAGCAGAUUCCUACUCACUACAAGGAACUGGGCAGUCUCAUCCGACAACUGUCUCUCUGUUCUGCCAAACUGGAAGUGGAUUCUUCCAUUUCUGACAUUAUCAUAGAUAUUUUGCUGCAAGUUGAGGAUCUGGAUUCACUGCUGGAAAAGAAACAAACACCAAAAAAUGUGAAGAAAUGUAUUUCAGCAUCUCAGGGCAAAUCUCUGAGGAACACUGAGACAUUUCCAGCCAGAAAGCAGCUUAAAUCACCAAAAGGAGAAAACAAACCUCUCCUCUUAAAGGAUCAGCAUGGACAAGAGCCUAGAAAACCUCCAGCUGCCAGGAGUCUCUUGACUGCAGUUCAAGAAGCAAACAGUUGUGCUCGUGUAUUGCACAAUAAAUUCCAAGAAGAAAAUGCUCCACCUACUCCAGAGAGAAAUGCCAUUUCACAAGGAAGCACAGAUGCAUUGGUGAGAGCUAGAGCUGUAAAAAAAGAUCCCAUCCUUGAAAGUGGUCCUUUGAAGAAGAAAGGCGUGUUAUUACCUGCAAAAUCACAGGGAAUGCUGAUCAAGAAAUCAAGAAAGGUACAUCCUCAAGGGAAGCGGGCCCGAUUUCAGGAGACAACCAUAGCUUUCCAACUAAAAGAGAACAAACGACCUGCUAAGGAGAGCAGAAGACCCCUCCUUAGGGCUCCUCCUGAGCGACUAGCAUGCCUUGAAGCAGACACUUCAAGAAGAGUGAAGGUGCUAACUGACCUUAGCAGAGGAGAAAUAAAAAAGCCAGAAAAGUUAAGGUCACAAAGUGCUUCUCCAGCCCAGUGUGCAGACCAAGGUGAGAAGGCAGAACGGGAGCGCUCAGAACCUCUAUCAGAGAGGACCCAGACUGUCACCUUGAAGGAUUCCUCAUUUAUAAACCACCUUUCAACUCAUGCAGCCGAAAAGCAGGUUGCAGCAAAUGCAGAUAUUCUGAGUGAAAAGCUACUGGAUGAUCUUUUGGAAGAUACUGCUCAGGAAAUAUGGAGUAUGGAGCAGCAUGAGAGACUCCAGACCGAGGCUCUGCCUAUGGCUGACACUCAUAGCCUGGAGUCAAUGUUGCACAGAAUGGAAGAAAUUGAAAGAUACCAGGAGGCUGUACGCAGGAGAUUCACCCAGAUUGUGUACAGUGAUUGGCAGUUCUGGGGCCAGGAAGACAAAACGGAACAACAAGUUGCAUCAAUAGCUAAAAGACCUACAUCUCCUCAUCCAAUACAGAUAACUAAAUUGAUGGGACACACAGAGCCAGAAGCAAACAUUUUAUUUGAAAAACUUUUUGAUAGCAAUGAUACUGCUGAAAACAAAGAAGCAGAGGAGAAAUCGCAGACUGGAAAUGACAUUGUGCAGCCCUUGGCUGGGAAUUCUCUACGGAAGGAGUGCUCGGUGUGUCUCUCUGUGCCAGAGCAUAUGCUUCAGAGCAUCUUGGAUUACAGCAGCAGAUACAAGCAUCACUUAAAGCUUAUUUCCCACGAGGCGGUGGGCAGUUUCAAUCCCUGGCAGAUUGCUGAGAGUCUUGCAGAGCAGCUGACAGAAGAAGCCCUCUGUGAUGUGGCGGCAGAGCUGCAGGAUGUUUGUGAGGAUUACGCAGAAGCUGUGUUCACGUCAGAGUUUUUGCAGCCAGCACACUAAAUGCUUUCAAAUCCGCCCCAUUAUCAAAUGCAACAUCAGCCUCAGUCUUAACAGGCUUAUCAGAUGAUCCAAUUUUUCAUGUUUUUUUUAAGUCUGUGAGAUUCUGUUCACCAAAUGAAUUAAGUCUAUCAAGGAUUCAUCUCAGGUUUUUAUAAAACCAUUAUCAUAAUGUUUUCCUUUUCAGACUUUAUUGUACUGCAUUUAUCAGGACUUAAUUUUUUUAGCCAGUGCUUCAGUAGAAUGGAGUGAACUGUUUCAGGUGAAGUUUAUAUAUUUUGAUGGGAAUACCAACCCAUUUGUAUACCUAUAUUACUUCAUUCAUU